Messenger RNA from Drepanopeziza brunnea f. sp. 'multigermtubi' MB_m1, 1857 nucleotides. RefSeq lists its product as uncharacterized. The record is from RefSeq and is a predicted model, not a curated record. Gene Ontology annotation, molecular function: L-malate dehydrogenase (NAD+) activity. Gene Ontology annotation, cellular component: cytoplasm; cytosol. Gene Ontology annotation, biological process: malate metabolic process; tricarboxylic acid cycle. NCBI's taxonomy places the organism in Eukaryota, Fungi, Ascomycota, Leotiomycetes, Helotiales, Drepanopezizaceae.
AUGUCACACGUCUCGAGCCAAGCGUCUGCGGACUUGAUCUGGGAGAUCGUCGGAGCCCAAAAUGCCUUCCUCGUGAAGCGCGCCCAGAGUGGAGGUGUCCGAUUCUCCCGUGAUCCUCUCAACCUGGUUAACUUGCACUCGCGCAAGCACGCCGGUUUCGUCAACGACAAGGCCGUCGGAGUUGUGCCCGCUGCUGGAGAGAAGGGAGGGGUGACUCUGAUCACCAAGAAGGUCAACCACGCCCAGAAGCCAGGACCAGGUGCCAUCAAGACCACCUUUGGCGGAAACAAGACCACGAGAAAGACCUACAAGGGCAUCGUCAACACCACAGUCAAGUCUGGAUACCGAUCUGAUCUUCGUGCCCCUGCCGUUGCCCGCGCCUCUGCCAUCCGCCAGUCCCAGCGACCCAAGAAGGACCUCCCAGAGUCGAAGCUUCGCGGAACCAAGGCGAAGAAGGCGGCGGCUGAGAAGGACGAAGCACGAUUCCUGGAGUUCUUGGCAACCACUGGUGCAGAGCCUACGGUUAUGAAUGACAUUGGCAUUGUGAAGUGGCAUGCUUUGGGUGUCGCGGGCUUUUCAAACAAACAGCAGCUUGGCAAGGGCGAAGCUGAGAAUCUUGAAGACCUUCGAGACCUUCAAGUCCUUCUGACAGAUAUCUGCAAUGCAAGACAGGUCGGCCCACUGAUGGCAGCACGGGGGGUGAAAAUCCAACUCUGGCAUGUGAACACCAUGGAGUUUUCCCGACCUUCUCCGAGACGAGACUUACACCUCGGUCAAGCUACCCAAGCUAGGGAGGGCUCAACUCAAUAUAAGCUCUUUAUGAGUUUGAUCUGGCUUGGAUUCUCACCACCUCACCAAACCGCAAAUAUGGGAAUCAAGGCCGUUGUCGCUGGUGCCUCGGGUGGAAUUGGACAGCCACUGUCCCUCCUCCUCAAAACCUCUCCCUAUGUCACCGAGCUGGCCUUGUACGAUGUCGUAAACACCCCAGGUGUCGCCGCUGAUCUCUCCCAUAUCUCUUCGCCAGCCAAAAUUACCGGCUACCUGCCCAAGGACGAUGGAGCCAAGGCUGCAUUCAAGGACGCAGACAUCAUUGUCAUCCCCGCUGGAAUUCCCCGCAAGCCAGGCAUGACCCGUGAUGACCUCUUCAACAUUAACGCCGGCAUCGUCAAAGCCCUCAUUGAAGUUAUCGCCGAAGUGGCCCCCAAGGCUUACAUUCUCAUCAUCUCCAACCCUGUCAACUCCACCGUACCCAUCGCCGCCGAAGUCCUCAAGGCCAAAGGGGUCUUUGACGCCAAGCGCCUCUUCGGUGUCACCACUCUCGACGUCGUCCGUGCGGAGACGUUCGUCGCUGAGAUUGUUGGGGAGAAGAACCCCCAGAACUUGACUAUCCCAGUCGUCGGUGGUCAUUCCGGCGAGACGAUCGUGCCCUUGUUCAGCCAGCUCAGCUCGAAGAUCCCUGAGGAGAAGCUGGCUGCGUUGGUCAAGAGAGUGCAGUUUGGUGGUGACGAGGUUGUGGCUGCUAAGGAUGGAGCUGGAAGUGCGACUCUCUCUAUGGCUUAUGCCGGAUACCGCUUCGCAGAAGCCGUCAUCAAGGCUCUCUCAGGCGAGAAGGGCAUCGUCACGCCAACAUUCAUCCACCUCGAGGGCGUCCCAGGCGGAGAUGCCAUCGCUAAGGAGACCGGCUGCGACUUCUUCUCCGUGCCUGUCGAGCUGGGCACUUCCGGAGCCGAGAAAGCGCAGAACCCACUCACCAAACUCGACGAGAAGGAGAAGGUCUUGCUCAAGGCCUGCGUAGAAGGCCUCAAGGGCAACAUCAAGAAGGGCGUCGAUUUCGCCCACAACCCACCUCAAAAGUAG